This is a messenger RNA of Fundulus heteroclitus (mummichog), 785 nucleotides long. RefSeq lists its product as uncharacterized. The transcript is spliced from 2 exons. The record is from RefSeq and is a predicted model, not a curated record. Lineage: Eukaryota; Metazoa; Chordata; Actinopteri; Cyprinodontiformes; Fundulidae. The coding region runs from base 89 to 778 and encodes 229 amino acids.
AAUUGUGGACAAAUUCAUCCCUGAGGAGCUUUCAGAGAUGAACAAGGUAAAUGAUUUUAUCUUUAAAACUAAAGACUCAGAUGUUUAGAUGGUGGAUAAAUUUAUAUCUGAUAAGAUUUCUGCAAUGAUGAAGGUAAAUUAUUUUAUCUCUAAGGAAAAGGAGUCAGAGCUGAAGAUGGUGGACAGAUUCAUCUCUGAGGAGGUUUUAGGAGUGAGCAAGGAUAAGAAGUCAGAGCUGAAGAUGAUGAACACAUCCAUCACUGAGGAACCAUCAGAGGUCAAGGAGAUCAAAAAGAUCAUCUCUAAACAACGUUUACAGACCCAAGAUAUCUCAGAGGAUAUCAUUGAACCCUGUAAAAAUCAAGGGUUGAAUGACAGAGCUGUUCCAGUAAUCACAGCAAAGCAGCAGAACAAAGGAGUUGGAGUGAAGAUCAAAACGUUUCUUCAAAAGUACAGUCAGCGACGAUACAAGAGAGUUGCACCGCAGCAGUCGUUGGCUGUUAAAGAGGAACCCAGUGAGGAGGAGACGGAUGUCGCAGGGCUGAAACAAUCAGUGUCUGAGGAGCAGACACGUGACAUCUUGAGAGCGGUCUCUGGAAAGACUGGCUGGUCACAGGCCGACCGCUUUAUCUUGCUAGAUUUAAAGGACUCAAACGUAGAGAAGGCAACACUUUCUCUUUGUAAAGAGAAAAUACUGAAGACAGCAGAGAAACCCAUCCUCAAAAGGGUUUUCUCUUUUGUCGGCAAAGCCCUCUCCAAGCCCUUUAAAAAGUCCUGAGGGCCAC